AUGGGCAAUGUUCCUUCAGACAAGACACCCGACGGGACAGCCCCGGUAUCAGAACAGGCCUCUCCUGCUUCAGCGCGACCCAAUGUCAGACACCAUUCCAGCUUCGCAGAAACUCGAUAUGGAACCACCUCUUCUCCCUUAAAUAUGGGGAUGGGAUACCCCCUCCCAAGCCAUCAUUUGCAAGGCUCCCCAUAUGACCACCAGUCAAUGCAUCAGUAUCCGGCAGCCGGGCAAGGCAUGAUGUAUCCUAUGCCAAUGCCUCCGUAUGGACACAACCCCGGCAUGGUCUACGGAAUGCCUUACCCAGCUUAUCCGCCCUAUGCGAUCCCUCAACAUGGAACCCAUUACCAGCCACCUGGAACACAAAUGCAUAACCUCAGUCCCGGGCAAGUAUCUUCAUAUGGCUCAGGCUAUUACCCUCACUCGCCAUACAGUUCCCCUUAUGGACAUGGAGUGUCUGCUAGUCAAAUGCCCCAGGCUGGGUCUCCAGUCCGCACUAACACGAAUUCACCAUCUAAACCGGGAUCUUUGCGCAAAGAGGAUAAACGGAUGUCGGAAUUAGACUACGACGUCUCAAAGACCAUCGUGGAUGGAUCGAAUCCUAUGAAAUUAGUGCAACCGCAACCUCUCCCCUCUGACAAUAGUUCCCCUUCGCAAUCAGCCCCGACCGCCCCGAGUACCCCACGAGGACCACCCCGAAAGCCAAAGCAAUCCGGUCACGCGCUCUGGGUCGGAAAUCUUCCCCCAGGAACCAAUGUCGUGGAUCUCAAAGAUCACUUUUCACAAGAGGCAACAAACGACAUUGAAAGUGUUUUCCUCAUAUCCAAAAGUAACUGUGCGUUUGUGAAUUACAAGUCGGCUACCGCUUGUGUUGCAGCGUUGGCGAGAUUUCAUGACUCCCGAUUCCAGGGUGUGCGUGUUGUCUGUCGACUGCGAACGGGCUUCACUGCUCCAGGGUCCGGAUCUGUAGGUGCAGGUCCCGUGGCGAAUGCUCCUCAGUCACGACUGGAGGAUAUUGCUACGGGCACCGCUACUACUACAGCUACGGACGAGGAACAUUCAAUUGCCCCAGAGCUCAGCUCGCCAGCGCCCGCUACGGGGAACUACCCACCCCCGGCCCGACUAGUAGAUCGGUACUUUAUUGUCAAAAGCUUGACGGUGGAGGAUCUCGAGCUGAGCAAGCAAAGCGGCAUUUGGGCUACACAGUCGCACAAUGAGGCGGCGAUGAAUCAGGCUUUUGAGACCACCGACUACGUCUAUUUGAUCUUCUCCGCCAACAAAUCGGGCGAGUAUUUUGGAUACGCGCGUAUGAUGUCACCAAUCAGCGAUGACGAAGAACUCGCCUUGGAAAUGCCAUCUCGGCCCGAACCCCCGCCUGGGCCCGACGAGCUCGACGUGACCCUGACAGCGGCAACUUCGACCGCACCUCAAGGCCGAAUCAUCGAUGAUUCGGUGCGGGGUACCAUCUUCUGGGAGGUUGAGUCGUCGGAAGAUGAGAACGACGCCGCCAGCGAGAAGAGUGUGGAGAAGGUCAUCGAGCCCGAGGAUCCGGAAGAAGGCCAAACAUUUGGUAAACCGUUCCGCAUUCAAUGGAUCUCAACAGAGCGAGUGCCCUUUCAGCGCACUCGUGGUCUUCGUAACCCUUGGAAUGCGAAUCGGGAAAUCAAAAUCGCUCGUGAUGGUACUGAAAUCGAGCCAACGAUUGGCCGUAAGCUGAUUCAAUUGUUUCACUUGCCUUGA
Penicillium griseofulvum is the source of this 1740-nucleotide messenger RNA. RefSeq names its product putative YT521-B-like splicing factor. Gene Ontology annotation, molecular function: N6-methyladenosine-containing RNA reader activity; mRNA binding. Gene Ontology annotation, cellular component: nucleoplasm. Lineage: Eukaryota; Fungi; Ascomycota; Eurotiomycetes; Eurotiales; Aspergillaceae. The coding region runs from base 1 to 1740 and encodes 579 amino acids. The record is from RefSeq and is a predicted model, not a curated record. The transcript is spliced from 4 exons. Gene Ontology annotation, biological process: mRNA splicing, via spliceosome; regulation of alternative mRNA splicing, via spliceosome.